Molecule: messenger RNA, 3762 nt
Organism: Teleopsis dalmanni
Lineage: Eukaryota; Metazoa; Arthropoda; Insecta; Diptera; Diopsidae
Product: trichohyalin-like
Exons: 3
Coding region: 151-3762 (1203 amino acids)
Source: RefSeq, a predicted model, not a curated record
UCUAUGUUGAGGUUUCAAACAAGUUUCAAAAUUAUAUAAAAGGAGCUGGAAAAAUAGUCCCAAGUCAGUUAUUCAUAUAACGCGUUGAAUUCAACAACAGAUAAAGGAUAACCUACGAUUUUAUCAAGCAAGUAGUGGUCAAAUAAUACGAUGAUAUUGAACUUUUGGCAGUUAAAAAUAGCUGCCUUGUUAUUGAUUAUCGGGUCGAGUAUCACUUGUGGUCAUCUUGACCAACGAAACUGUGAUCAAGAACUUUGUUCUGAUAAACGUUUCGAUUUGAAAAGUUUUGGCCGUUUAAAUUCCGUACUAGAGUCUCGUUGUGUUUCUGAUUCAAUAAAAGAAAAAUUCACCACCGAACCUGAAAACGAAACCAUAUGUAAAACGAAUCAAAAUGUUAUGUCACGUAGAAUAAACCAACGUGUAUAUUCGGUUAAUUUGAAUUUAAAGCCUAACCAAAAUGUGUAUGGAAAGUCCAAGUCUGCAAGCCACCGGUUAAACAACAUAGAAAUCAAUAACAAGCAGAAAAUCCAACGCAGAGUAAGUGGAGGCGAAAUAUUUCGAAAUAAUAACGCACGAAAAAAUCUCUCUCGAUUGUUAAACGAAAGAGUAAGAGUAGAGUAUGCUUAUAAUUUAAGGCAAAAAACAUCACACAUUAAUGACAAUCGAGAGGACUCCCGAUAUACUGACGGCUCUUAUCAAUUUACCAGAGAAGCAAAUUCCGAUCGAGAAUUAUCUGUGCGUACUGAGGAGCGCGAUAACCGAAACAGAUUAACUGAAUACGAAAAUAAAAUGCAGGAGCAAUCACGUCGUAAUAAUAACCGAGAAGAAUCUCGACGUACUGAUGAACGCGAUAAUGAACUUCAAAUAACUGAACUAGAGGACUUAAGACAAGAGCAAUCACGUGGUAAUGAUGUUCGAGAAAAAUCUCGACGUACUGACGAACGCGAUAAUCAACUCCGAAUAACUGAACGAGAGGACUCAAGGCAAGAGAAAUCACGUCGUAAUGAUGAUCGAGAAUCUCGACGUACUGAUGAACGCGACAACCUCCGUAGAUUAACUAAACGAGAGCAUUUAAGGCGAGAGCAAUCACGUCGUAAUGAUGAUCGAGAAGAAACUCGACGUACUGAUAAACGCGACAACCUCCGUAGAUUAACUGAACGAGAGGAUUUAAAGCGAGAGCAAUCACAUCGUAAUGAUGAUCGAGAAGAAUCUCGACGUACUGAUGAACGCGAUAAUCAACUCAGAAUAACUGAACGAGAGGACUCAAGGCAAGAAAAAUCACGUCGUAAUGAUGAUCGAGAAGAAACUCGACGUACUGAUGAACGCGACAACCUCCGUAGAUUAACUGAACGACAGGAUUUAAGGCGAGAGCAAUCACGUCGUAAUGAUGACCGAGAAGAAUCUCGACGUACUGAUGAACGCGACAACCUCCGUAGAUUAACUGAACGAGAGGAUUUAAGGCGAGAGCAAUCACGUGGUAAUGAUGAUCGAGAAGAAUCUCGACGUACUGAUGAACGCGACAAUCUGCGCCGAUUAACUGAACGAGAGAAUUUAAGACGAGAGCAAUCACGUCGUAAUGAUGAUCGCGAAGAAUCUCGACGUACUGAUGAACGCGACAACCUCCGCAGAUUAACUGAACGAGAGGAUUUAAGGCGCGAGAAAUCACGUCGUAAUGAUGGUCGAGAAGAAUCUGGACGUACUGAUGAACGCGACAACCUCCGUAGAUUAACUGAACGAGAGGAUUUAAGGCGAGAGCAAUCACGUGGUAAUGAUGAUCGAGAAGAAACUCGACGUACUGAUAAACGCGAUAAUCAACUCAGAAUAACUGAACGAGAGGAUUUAAAGCGAGAGCAAUCUCUUCGUAUUGAUGACCGAGAAGAAUCUCGACGUACUGAUGAACGCGACAACCUCCGUAGAUUAACUGAACGAGAGGAUUCAAGGCGAGAGCAAUCUCUUCGUAUUGAUGACCGAGAAGAAUCUCGACGUACUGAUGAACGCGACAACCUCCGUAGAUUAACUGAACGAGAGGAUUUAAGGCGAGAGCAAUCACGUCGUAAUGAUGACCGAGAAGAAUCUCGACGUACUGAUGAACGCGACAACCUCCGUAGAUUAACUAAACGAGAGGAUUUAAGGCGAGAGCAAUCACGUCGUAAUGAUGAUCGAGAAGAAACUCGACGUACUGAUGAAUGCGAUAAUCAACUCCGAAUAACUGAACGAGAGGACUCAAGGCAAGAGAAAUCACGUCGUAAUGAUGAUCGAGAAGAAACUCGACGUACUGAUAAACGCGAUAAUCAACUCAGAAUAACUGAACGAGAGGAUUUAAAGCGAGAGCAAUCUCUUCGUAUUGAUGACCGAGAAGAAUCUCGACGUACUGAUGAACGCGACAACCUCCGUAGAUUAACUGAACGAGAGGAUUUAAGGCGCGAGAAAUCACGUCGUAAUGAUGACCGAGAAGAAUCUCGACGUACUGAUGAACGCGACAACCUCCGUAGAUUAACUGAACGAGAGGAUUUAAGGCGAGAGCAAUCUCUUCGUAAUGAUGACCGAGAAGAAUCUCGACGUACUGAUGAACGCGACAACCUCCGUAGAUUAACUGAACGAGAGGAUUUAAGGCGAGAGAAAUCACGUCGUAAUAAUGACCGAGAAGAAUCUCGACGUACUGAUGAACGCGACAACCUCCGCAGAUUAACUGAACGAGAGGAUUUAAGACGAGAGCAAUCACGUCGUAAUGAUGACCGAGAAGAAUCUCGACGUACUGAUGAACAGCAAUCACGUCGUAAUGAUGACCGAGAAGAAACUCGACGUACUGAUAAACGCGACAAUCAACGCCGAAUAACUGAACGAGAGGAUUUAAGGCGAGAGCAAUCACGUCGUAAUGAUGACCGAGAAGAAUCUCGACGUACUGAUGAACGCGACAACCUCCGUAGAUUAACUGAACGAGAGGAUUUAAGGCGAGAGCCAUCACGUCGUAAUGAUGAUCGAGAAGAAAGUCGACGUACUGAUAAACGCGAUAAUCAACUCCGAAUAACUGAACGAGAGGAUUUAAGGCGAGAGCAAUCACGUCGUAAUGAUGACCGAGAAGAAUCUCGACGUACUGAUGAACGCGACCACCUCCGUAGAUUAACUGAACGAGAGGAUUUAAGGCGAGAGCAAUCUCUUCGUAAUGAUGAUCGAGAAGAAAGUCGACGUACUGAUGAACGCGAUAAUCAACUCCGAAUAACUGAACGAGAGGAUUUAAGGCGAGACCAAUCACGUCGUAAUGAUGAUCGAGAAGAAUCUCGACGUACUGACGAACGCGACAACCUUCGUAGAUUAACUGAACGAGAGGAUUUGAGGCGAGAGCAAUCUCUUCGUAAUGAUGAUCGAGAAGAAAGUCGACGUUCUGAUGAACGUGACAAUCUGCGCCGAUUAACUGAACGAGAGGAUUUGACAAGAGAGCAAUCACGUCGUAAUGAUGACCGAGAAGAAUCUCGACAUACUGACGAACGCGAUAAUCAACUCCGAAUAACUGAACGAGAGGAUUUAAGGCGAGAGCAAUCACGUCGUAAUGAUGAUCGAGAAGAAUCUCGACGUAUUGAUGAACGCGACAAUCUACGCCGAUUAACUGAACGAGAGGAUUUAAGGCGAGAGCAAUCACGUCGUAAUGAUGACCGAGAAGAAUCUCGACGUACUGAUGAACGCGACAACCUCCGUAGAUCAACUGAACGAGAGGAUUUAAGUGCAUAUGCGCAAAAUAAUGCACGUAUCCAAGACUGCGUGUAA